AUGUAUGUGACUAUUCGUUCGGGAAAUGGGUUCGGGAUGAAAGCUACCCUUCCGGCAAAUAUACCGAGAAUUGCCCCUUCUUGGAUCCUGGUUUCCGAUGCCAAGCGAGUGGCCGGAACGACACCGAUUACCGGAAAUGGCGAUGGCAACCCUACGGAUGCAAUCUUCCAAGACCGGAUCAGGAACGGGCGGGUAGUUUUCGCCGGUGACUCAAUUGUUAGGAACCAAUGGGAAUCCAUGCUCUGCAUGCUUGCUCAAGGGGUUUCAAACCAAUCUACUAUUUACGAAGUAAAUGGAAGCCCCAUAACAAAGCACAGGGGCUUUCUUUCCAUGAGGUUUGAGGAGUACAACCUCACAGUUGAGUACUACAGAGUGCCUUUUAUGGUGAUGCUAGAUCGCCCGCCACAGAAUGCCACAACAGAAGUACGCGGUGCUAUUAAACUCGACAAGCUGCAUUGGUAUUGUGAUAAAUGGGUCGGAGCUGAUGUCCUCGUAUUCAGUCCAAGUCAUUGGUGGAACGAAGACAAAACUACAAAACUGGGUAACUAUUUCCAGCAGGGUGGUACUAUGAACAUGACCAUGGAUGUUAAAGAGGCUUUUGGAAGAUCUGUGAACACGUUAAUGUCAUGGAUAAUGCAGAAUUUGAACCCAGAACAGAGCCAUGUUUUCUACCGUAGCUAUUCACCAGUACAUUACAGGCAAGUUCAAAGCAGCUACUAG
Oldenlandia corymbosa var. corymbosa is the source of this 720-nucleotide messenger RNA. Lineage: Eukaryota; Viridiplantae; Streptophyta; Magnoliopsida; Gentianales; Rubiaceae. The record is from the annotation of a GenBank genome assembly.